CGCAAAACCCUAACUUAGCUACUUGCGGCACUUCCAAACCCAGAGAGAGAGAGAGAGAGGGGAGAGAGAGAGAUGGCGGCAACUUCUUCAUCGGCAGUGGCAGCUGUAAGGCCUCUGGUGACUGUCCAGACCCUAGAAGGGGACAUGGCAACGGACGGCCCCAAUUCCUCCGUCCCUCUCCCGGCCGUUAUGACGGCUACCAUUCGCCCCGACGUCGUCAGCUUCGUCCACUCCAAUAUUUCCAAGAACCACCGUCAGCCCUACGCCGUCAGCAAGCGAGCCGGUCACCAGACCUCCGCCGAGUCCUGGGGCACCGGUCGUGCCGUCUCACGUAUCCCCCGUGUCCCUGGCGGUGGGACCCACCGAGCUGGCCAGGGAGCCUUCGGCAACAUGUGCCGUGGCGGCCGGAUGUUCGCCCCCACCAAGACAUGGCGCCGCUGGCACCGCAAGAUCAACGUCAACCAGAAGCGGUUCGCUGUCGUCUCCGCCCUGGCUGCAUCUGCCGUCCCGUCUCUUGUUCUCGCCCGCGGCCACCGCAUUGAAUCCGCCCCUGAGAUCCCACUUGUUGUUGGCGACUCGGUUGAGGGCGUUGAGAAGACCUCUGCCGCCAUCAAGAUCCUCAAGCAGGUCGGUGCUUUCCCUGACACCGAAAAGGCCAAGGACAGCCACUCCAUCCGUGCUGGCAAGGGCAAGAUGAGGAACCGUCGCUACGUCUCUCGCAGGGGUCCCCUCAUCGUCUAUGGAACUGAGGGAUCCAAGCUUGUCAAGGCCUUCCGCAACAUCCCGGGCGUUGACGUUGCCCACGUCGAUCGCCUCAAUCUCCUCAAGCUUGCUCCCGGUGGUCACCUUGGCCGAUUCAUCGUAUGGACCAGAUCCGCCUUUGAGAAGCUGGAUUUGGUCUAUGGGUCGUUCGAGAAGAUGUCUGAUAAGAAGAAGGGCUACAUUCUACCGCGGUCCAAGAUGGUGAAUGCUGAUCUUUCGAGGAUUAUCAAUUCGGAUGAGGUCCAGUCAGUGGUGCGGCCAAUCAAGAAGGAUGUCAAGAGGCCCCCACUCAAGAAGAACCCUCUGACGAACUUGAAUGUGCUCCUGAAGCUCAACCCAUAUGCGAAAACUGCGCGGAGGAUGGCCCUUCUGGCCGAGGCCCAGCGCGUGAAGGCCAAGAAGGAGAAGCUCGAUAAGAAGAGGAAGCAACUGCCCAAGGCCGAGGCAGCAGCUAUCAAAUCUGCUGGGAAAGCAUGGUAUCAAACGAUGAUUUCUGAUAGUGACUACACUGAGUUUGAGAACUUCUCCAAGUGGCUUGGUGUGAGCCAGUGAUACUCUCGCCUUUCUCUCUGCAUUUAGUUCCUUUCCUCUGCUUUGAAUUUUUGUUAGCUGCUUUUUUGCACUUUGGUUUGGUUUUCAGUUUCCCUUUUCUCUUUGGAUUGCAUUUUUAUAUCCUAAAACGAUGAAGCACUGAGAGAGUAGUAGACGUGAAUUUUGUGGUGAUUUAAGAAAGCUUGAAAUCUUAA
Magnolia sinica is the source of this 1508-nucleotide messenger RNA. Its product is annotated as large ribosomal subunit protein uL4-like. The record is from RefSeq and is a predicted model, not a curated record. Gene Ontology annotation, biological process: translation. Bases 73 to 1314 code for a protein of 413 amino acids. Gene Ontology annotation, cellular component: cytosolic large ribosomal subunit; ribosome. The transcript is spliced from 2 exons. NCBI's taxonomy places the organism in Eukaryota, Viridiplantae, Streptophyta, Magnoliopsida, Magnoliales, Magnoliaceae. Gene Ontology annotation, molecular function: RNA binding; structural constituent of ribosome.